Entrophospora candida is the source of this 2001-nucleotide messenger RNA. The record is from the annotation of a GenBank genome assembly. Lineage: Eukaryota; Fungi; Glomeromycota; Glomeromycetes; Entrophosporales; Entrophosporaceae.
AUGACCAACGAAGAAAAUCAAGAAGAUGUGAACACUAAAGAAAAAUUAAGAGAUUAUUUGCAAUCUUUGAGAGUUUUGACUAACGAGCUGACCUUGAACAUUUAUAAGCUGACAACUACUAGUAUUAAUGAUGAAAUAAUCAAUGAUUGGAAAGAGAGAAUAAAUGUAACAAAGAUCAUCGAUGUAUUGUUCUUUAAUAAAGAAAAUUUGGAUUUGGGCCACGAUAAUUUGGUAUCUUUAAAAAAUCCAAUUGAAAUUGUUGAUGACGAUAAUAAAAUCAGAAAGAAAAAACUUUAUAAAAAUAAAUUCGUGGCGGAACAAGAAAUUGGAUUCCUACCAAAUAGAAAUGACGUUAAGAAAUUGGAAAAUGAAUUGAUCAAAUUAAAAUCGCUUGAAAAAUGCCAAAAUAUUCUAAAAUAUUACGGGUACACACAUACUCAUCAUAAAAAUAAUCACAGUAAUAAAUCAUAUCACGUGAUUACAAAUUGGUUCGAUUAUAAUCUCAAAGCAUACCUUACAACAAAUCCAAGAAUCAGCUCGAGUUUGAAAGUUAAAAUAGCUCUUGGAAUUGCAAGUGCAUUGAACUUUUGCCAUCAAAAAAACUUUUUACAUUGUAAUAUUAAAAGUACGAGCGUCCUGUUGAAUUUGUCUCUUGAUCCAAUUCUUUGUGACUUUGGAUCUGUCAAAUAUGAAAAUCCCAUUCUUUUCAAAUCUACUAAAUAUCAACAAGAUUCAAGAUACACAGCACCAGAAGUCCUUAAGUCUGACAAUUCAACUUAUACAAGAUCAAGCGACGUCUACAGUUUUUCAAUAUUGCUAUGGGAAAUUGCUAUGCAAACUUUCCCAUUUGGUAAAAUAGAUUCCAAUUUAAUUAAAAACAAAAUUCUGAAUGAUAAUGAACGCCCUCAACCUAAUGAUUUUGACAAAAUGGAAGGAAUACCCAAAGAGUAUCACAAAAUAAUGAUACAAGGUUGGAAUUCGGAUGUUAAGAAACGACCAACAAUUGGCGAAGUUCGUAAAGAUUUGAUUGAUUGUAUCAAUACUCGUUCACCUUUAACAACAAAUCCUCCUUCAAUAUUUAUUUCUAAACCAGCCACACCUCCUGAUGACGGAAGCGAAGAAGUUCUUUAUGAAGAUAUUUUUAGUGAAACUAGUUCAAUUUGUGACUAUGAAUUUCCAUCACCAACAAACACAACUCGUGAUUCAUUAACAAUUGCUAAACUUGAAGAAUAUGAUACAAAAACUCUUAUCAAUUCAUCAAGGUCAAGCAUAAUCAGUAACGAUGCACAAACUAUAAAUAUUGAGGAUUCGGAAGAUGAAAUUUCUUCAGAGUAUCGACAACACGAUCACUAUAAUACUUUUGGUAACGAAAAAUUGUCUGAAUUUACAAAAGACUAUAAUAAUAAAGAACAUAAAAAAGUUCGGAAAGAGUUCGAUGACAUUAGUGGUAAAAUCGACCCAAAAGAAGCAGUAGAGCUUACUGAUCCAGUAGCUCAAUUUGAAUAUGCAAAAAAGGUUCUGAGAGGGGGGCUUAACGACAAUGGCAAAAACGUGAAGGCUCUUGAAUCGGCAGAAAAUUAUUUAAAAAAAUCCGCUGAACAAGGCUAUAAACCUGCUCAAAAAAUUCUCAAGUCGCCUGAAACGAAAUGGAUGCACAAGCCGGAAAAGCAUACAGGACAAGAAUCUCGCGUAAAUGGGUUUAAAAAUAAAUCGUUAGCUACUACUAAUACUAAGAUCCACAAGAAACCCGAAUUGGUAAAACUUAAUAUUAACAAACAAAAAUCUCGUGAAAUUGGAGUUAAAAGUAAAAAUGGAGUCAAGGUUGCUAAUAACACUUUAAAGUCGACGACUAAUACCAUUACCACCGCUAAAACGACUUUGUUUCCUGAUCUAGAAUCAUCAUUGUCGUUGAUAUCAUCUUCCAAGUCGACAUCAUCAAGUUCAUCAAGGUUACCACCGCCAUCCAAAAUUCCUCGCUACACAUCAUUAGUAAUUAGAUAA